AAUUCUACUACGAUCCAGUCAGUUAAAGCACUUGUUGCGGCGACAAAAUCGGGCGCGCACUUUUGCUGUCACAUUUGAGGAGAAUUUCGUUUUCCGAUACGUACAUGGAGAAGUGUUAUUAGCUCCUGCGUGUGACAUUAGUGUCUGGACCAUCUUUAGUGAUAUUUCCGACGAUAUCUACGAAAAUGGUGAUCAGUGUAUCAAUUUUCAUUUUUCUUUUCUUCGGUACCAUUUCAACCGAAAGAAAAUUCAGAAAUGCCGCAAUUGCCACAAGCGUAAAAACUGGAGUGAAUUUUGAUUGUCCAGAAGAAUUUGGUUACUAUCCACAUCCUAGUGACUGCACGCAGUACUAUGUUUGCGUAUUUGGUGGAGCUCUUUUGGAAUCAUGUACAGGAGGCCUUAUGUACAGUCAUGAACUGCAAACUUGCGACUGGCCAAGAAACGUUGGUUGCGAUGGUGUGGACGCAUCAGUAUCAGUAUCGGGAUCACCACCGACUUACACAUCAUACAAUCCAACAGGAAGGAGUAAAGAAAGGGUGAGGGAAAGAGUACGAGAAGAUUCUCGGACGAGAUAUUCUCCACCACCCCCUCCUCCCCCACCAGUCCAACCCGCUGCAGUAGUGACAUCUAGGGGACAACCAAGAAAUCUACAACAGACACAACAAGAAAUUAUAAAGAGAAAGCAACAACAACAACUGUACGCCGAGGCUGAUGAAACAAUUCCUCCAGCAGAAGAAAUUGAAAACGAUCGCCAACAGCGAGUUUAUCGUGGACAACCUUCGACCAUUGGUCAAGUACAAAGAGACAGAGAUGGUCUCCGACAUUCUAAUGCCAUAUCAACGUAUAGUGGAAGAGGUGAUAAAAUUGGUGUCAUUUCAUUUGGCACACAGAAUCAACAUUACAGUGAAGAAAAGAACGUUUCUCCACAACAAGCCUCAGUAUCAUCUGUCACUGCCCCUUCAAGAAACAUUUACAACGGUUCGCAAUACAAUGACAACCGUUAUGAGCCGUAUUAUGCUCUUUACGAAGAUGAUGUUGAAAUUUACAGAGAUGAAUAUCCUGCUAACGAAAAUACCUACAGUAAUGAACAUUCUCCAUCAACAGCUUACAGAGGAACUUCUCCAGUAGCAACUGUAACUUCAUCGUCUAUUCGCAAUGAAAUACCUAGACGAGGAAAUACAGCUUACAUCGAAAAUAACAUCAAUCCUCAAGAUAUUUACCAACAAUCCACAGUAUCAGAUUAUACUAGUAGCAAUAACAACAAAUAUGAUACUCAGGAUGAUCAAAACGCCUUCAAACAAAACAAUCGUCAGCAAUCGUACAGGGGAGACAGGAAUGAAUUGAAUGAUGUUGAAGAAGUUACAACUAAAAGAUCAACAAAAAGAACUACGACAACUACCAGAAAACCCACAACUUCAACUAGAGUAACUACUACGACGACAAUUCCUAUUCAAAAGAGUACACAACUCCCACUGAGAACACCUUCAAGGGGACGAGGGUCAGUACAAUACUCUGGUGCUGGGGACCAAAUAACUAAUAAUGAAGUAAUCGUGACUAACAAUAGGGGUACACCACCAACCCGAUCCAGACCAACUCUGAAACCAUCAACAUCAAUUGUUUCAAAGGCUCAAGAAUAUGUUGACAUCUAUAAAUACCCUCCAAGAAGACCUGAUCCUAUUUAUCCUCAACCUCAGGUCGACAAAACCGCAGCUAAAUGUAGAAAAGAUGUUUGUUUACUUCCCGAUUGUAGCUGUGGAGGAAAAGAUAUUCCUGGUGACCUUCCUGUGGAGCAAGUCCCUCAAAUAAUAUUAAUGACUUUUGAUGAUUCCGUCAAUGAUUUAAAUAAGGGACUAUACCAGGAUUUAUUCGAAAAAGGCAGAACCAACCCUAACGGAUGUCCCAUAGCUGCCACUUUCUACGUAUCCCAUGAGUGGACUGAUUACAGUCAAGUACAGAAUUUAUACGCAGAUGGUCACGAACUUGCUUCUCAUACCGUAUCGCAUAGUUUUGGCGAACAAUUUUCUCAAAAGAAAUGGACAAGAGAAGUAGCUGGGCAAAGAGAAAUUCUUGCGGCUUAUGGUGGCGUUCAUUUAGAAGAUGUCAGAGGAAUGAGAGCACCAUUUUUGUCGGUUGGUGGUAACAAAAUGUUCAAGAUGUUGUACGAUUCAAACUUCACCUAUGAUUCCUCUAUGCCCAUUUACGAGAAUAAACCACCAAGUUUUCCUUAUACAUUAGAUUACAAACUUUUCCAUGAUUGUAUGAUUCCUCCAUGUCCUACGAGAUCUUAUCCUGGAGUGUGGGAAGUACCUAUGGUAAUGUGGCAAGAUUUGAAUGGAGGUAGAUGCUCCAUGGGAGAUGCUUGCAGUAAUCCGCCAGAUGCUGACGGGGUAUUCAAAAUGUUGAUGAAGAAUUUCAUGAGGCAUUAUACUACUAACAGAGCUCCGUUUGGUUUGUUUUACCAUGCUGCGUGGUUCACACAACCUCAUCAUAAAGAAGGUUUUAUUAAUUUUGUCGACACAGUUUUAGCAAAGAACGAUGUUUGGUUCUUAACAAAUUGGCAAGCUAUUCAGUGGGUUCGAGACCCCACUCCAAUCUCAAGACUUAAUUCAUUCCAACCAUUCCAGUGUAAUUAUGCUGAUCGUCCAAAGAGAUGCAACAACCCUAAAGUAUGCAAUUUGUGGCACAAAUCUGGUGUAAGAUACAUGAGAACUUGUCAACCUUGUCCAGAUAUUUAUCCAUGGACUGGAAACACUGGAAUUAGAAGUAGUAAAAUCGAUAAUGACAUUGGAGAUUAAAAUUAAAUCUACGUAGGACUUUGCCCUAUCUUUAGUUAAGUUUUGAGGUCGUCAUUAAACAUUUUUUAUGAAAAGAAUAAUGUAUUAAAUGGAUUAAAUGGAAUGCGACAUCGUUAUGUUAACAACGACUCUGGGGUAUAGUCACAUUCUAAACAUAUCGAUGUUACCUGCCAUGUAAAAAUAUUUAGUAUAAUUCCCUUAAAAGUUAUCGGUAUCACGAUACAGAAAUUGUUUAAUGUUUUAAACAAAAAAAUUGUUUUAAAUUUUCUUCAGGUAGGAGUAAAAUAUUAAAUAAUUUCAAUGAUGUUUCAUUUAUUUUUAUUUUGAAAAUUUGGCAGAAAAAAAUAUUUAUAUAGCAUAAUAUUCAAUGAAAAUUAUUUAUAGUUGAGAAAUAUACACUCUUAAUAUUGUGAUACAAUGUACUAAUUAACUAUGAAGAAUUCGUCUAAUUUCGUUGCCAAGUUUUUUUAUUGUACUUUUAAAUCCCAGAUAUUUAUUUUUCUAUAAGUUCAUGCCAUUUGUUUGGCUUUUUAACCUCAAUUCUACUUUUGAAAUUUAGUAUAGUUUAAAACAGCGCAAAGACAGCGGUACUCAAUUUUUUAUAUUGAAGUAUUUUCUUUAUAAUAUGAAAAAAUCUCAUGAACUCUUCAUCACCGUAUAUUCUCUUUAAACAACAAGUUUUAUUUUCAUGCCUCAUAAGUAUACACCAACAAUUGAUUUUUUGAAUUAGAACGAACAUAAGGGAAUACAAAUUUUGGCAUUGUGUAUUCACCAUACAUUUUCCUUGUAUUUUGAAAUUUACAUCAAUAUCCUGGAAAAUGGUGCUGUCAUGAAUUGACGUUUUACUAAUGUUAAGACUCUCCACAUUCAAGCGGGUAAACCAGUUUGCAUAUUUUCCGAGCGCUCGCGUUUUGUUAAACACUUGUCGAUUAUUGGCCAUCGUCAAAGACAUUUAGAACAACAAAAGCUGUUUAAAUACAACAUUCGCAAGCAAGUAGUUGCAGUUAUUUUCCUUCUACUCUCUAUUACAGUCUUAUCAUACUAGCGGUUUGCGAGCGGCUGCAGGGAGGAGCGGGCGCGCAACGAAUGUGUAGCGAGCACGCCGCGGCUGCACCGCGAGGACGUCGCAGACGCGUGGCAGAAAUGCAAAGUUGGCGUUUGUACGCCACAGUGCAAACUGGCGACCACGCUACUGUUCGUAGCGAUCUCGUUGCGGGUCCGCAACGAAUUCGCUGCGCGGAACACUGCGAAUGUGGAGCCAAGAAAAGUUCACGCACGCGAAUCACGAUUGAAUAUGGAAUACCUAUCACGAAUUAUGUUUACCAACGUGUUUAUGUCAUAAAUAAGCGCCCUAUUUGAAAUAGUUAUCAUGGCGUGAGCGUUUAUCUACAAAAAUCAUUAUAAAUAACGAGAAACUUGGAAUAAAAUGUAUUAUCAAAAGAAUGAAGGUGUUACCUGUUACAACAAAAAGAUAUCAUUUUUGAAAGACAGUGUUUGACUCUUCUAGCGAUUGUGAUGAUGAGAUGUUGCUUGUUUGUUGUGGAAAUAACGAAAAUAAAAUCCAUAAUAGUUAGAUAUAGUCAGAAAUUUGAGCACAACCAAAGUCAUUUAUUGAUAUUGGAUGUGCAAAAUUCGAAAUACGUCCCAAUAUAUUCAUGAAGCUCAUGAAAUGUUUCAUUAUUAGAAAAAAAAACUUUUCAACCAAAUAUGACGACCUUUUGUAAGCAUAUGAAAUUCGUAUGACGUUAAAUACUCAAUUCUUGACAAUCAAAAAUACUCAAAUACUUAGACCUUUUAAUAUAUAUAUUCAUAAUUGAAUUUUCUUGAUUUUUGGUCUAUUAGCGAAAAAAUGUUUAAUAUAAAGAUAUUUUUUCCAAUUUAUAUCAUGAAAAUGAUAAUAUAGGAAUAUCGAACAAACUCUAAUGUAUUCUAUGUAUGAGAAUAAAAACAUCACACAAUUUCCCCCCUCUGGGUUAAUCAUUAUCACAUAUCUAUGAUAAUUUGGAUAAAUUACAUUAAAAGCUUCACAGAUUUCAAAGCCGGAAUCUCAUUAACAUCAAUAUUUGCAAAUAUAUCAGAAAUCAAGAAUAUUAAUAUAUAUAUAUGGGAGAAAUGGAAAAUCUGGAUGUUGUUCAGGUGUCAAGAUAUAAUUUAACCUUCAUACCUAAUCAACAUCUAUUUUAUAUGUAAAUCUAGUUGUAAAUAAAUAGUAAGUAAUAAUUUUAUUUCGAAUCAUGACACGAUUAAUAAGAAAUUCACACUUAAAAAUAAUGUACGAGUAUGUCAAGUAACUUUAAUUUAUUGUGUCUUGAAUAUCAAAUAGCAGUGGUUGGUGAAUAUCAACAAAAUUAAAAGAAAAUUAUAUAUUUG
Molecule: messenger RNA, 5165 nt
Organism: Diorhabda sublineata
Lineage: Eukaryota; Metazoa; Arthropoda; Insecta; Coleoptera; Chrysomelidae
Gene: Cda5
Exons: 16
Coding region: 186-2795 (869 amino acids)
Biological process (GO): carbohydrate metabolic process
Cellular component (GO): extracellular region
Molecular function (GO): hydrolase activity, acting on carbon-nitrogen (but not peptide) bonds; chitin binding
Source: RefSeq, a predicted model, not a curated record